Molecule: messenger RNA, 1350 nt
Organism: Bathycoccus prasinos
Lineage: Eukaryota; Viridiplantae; Chlorophyta; Mamiellophyceae; Mamiellales; Bathycoccaceae
Exons: 1
Coding region: 1-1350 (449 amino acids)
Source: RefSeq, a predicted model, not a curated record
AUGAGUUCAAUUACGUGUAAUACUACCAUCGAUGAUUCAGAAAAGGAGACUGAAAAAGAGGAAGAGGAAGCUUUUAGGAAGAGGUUGAUGAAACAAUUCGUGUUGCUCUCGAUGCAACAACAAGAAGAGGAUGCGAAGUAUUCGUCCGCGGAGGCAAAAUUCAUCGCAAAACUUCUAAAAGAGGAAAAGUACCUGUUUUGCUUGAAUCGAGAGGAGAUUUUGAGGUACGGGAAGGACAGAGUGGAUUUAGGCCCCGUCGUUAAUGUGGCAGAGGAGAAGGAGCAAAAGAAGAAAUCGAACGACGAUGAUGGUGAAAAUGUACAACAAAAAGAGAUGAUUUACGCGAAGAUGUUCGACGACGUGUUCCCAACGUCGACGUUGCGAAUGAUGCAAAAGCAGUUCGGUGACGUCCAGUCGCCGUUUUGGAUGCAGCACGAGUAUUUUAAUCGUGAGAAGAAGAAUUCACAAAGGCAGUUCUUUUCGUACGUGCACGAUAUCGUCGUCGGGGAGAACGAAGAAGAACGUACUAAUAAUUUUUCGAGCACGAUGGAUGUUGUCAUCGAGUACGCGAAAUGCGUCGCCGGUCGCGCGUUUCCGAGAGUUUUACGCGAGGCCACGAAAGCAGAGUGGUGGUGUCAUAAUCGAGCACACUGUGAAGGACACCAAAUGCAUUUUGACUCUGACGAUGAAGGUAUCAACGGAUUGAGACAUCCAAUCUGUUCCGUGGUCGUGUUCAUAUCCGCCAACGGUGAGAUGAUGGAGGAUGAAAGGAACAAGAAUAAUAAGCGACAAAGAACAACCACCUCGGAAAACCCAGCAGCGUUCGUUGGAGGACCGACCUUAGUGACGACGCAACGCGACGGCGAUCAAAAGAAUACCAACUUUAACGAAAUCAACGGUUGGUUAGCGUAUCCGAAAACCAAUCGAUGCGUCGUGUUUGACGGAGAGUUGUUACACGGAGUCGUUCCUGGACGAGGCUUGAACGCUUUCAUUAAUAACGAUUCAUAUACCGACGAGAAGAGCACACCGUUACCGACGCGAACGACGCUGAUGAUUGCAUUUUGGGAUGAUAUUGAAGUUCGCGGAUCGAUUGGUUCCAUCGGGAGCGCUCGAGCGUUUCCGACUUAUCGACAAGUGAAGGACGAGAAGGCGCACUGGCGAAACUUAUUCAAUAUUGAAGACAAAGAAGAAAGUGGGGUUAUUCAAGACCGAACCGAAAUAGAAAAACGCGCGUUGCGAGCACCUGAGAUGUAUCUCGUACCGGUCGAGAAGGUCUGGCAUCCUCUGAAUGAUAUCGCGAAAGAGAUGAUAACGUUGCCAAACUACGAUAGGUGUUUCCAAGGAUUCUAG